AUGUCUUAUGAUCGGUAUUUAGCAAUAUGCAAACCACUGCAUUAUGCAGUCCUUAUGAAUGGCAGCUUAUGCCUUCAGCUAGCAGCUGGGUCUUGGAUAAGUGGGCUUCUGGCUGGUACCACACCAAUGUCCUUCAUGUCACAGUUAUCUUUCUGUGGCCCCAAUAAAAUUGAACAUUUCUUCUGUGAAUCUACAAAAAUAAUAACUCUCUGCUGCAGUGACACCUACCAGCUAGAGCUGGUAACCACCAUCUUGGCUGCUUUAUUCACCCUGCCCCCAUUUGCAUUAACCCUGGCAUCCUACGUUUGUAUCAUCUCCACCAUCCUGAGAAUCCCUUCCACCACUGGAAGGCAAAAGGUCUUUUCCACCUGCUCCUCUCACCUUAUUGUGGUGACAAUCUUCUAUGGGACCCUAAUCAUUGUGUAUCUGCUACCAAAAACCAACACACUGAGAGACCUCAACAAAGUGUUCUCUGUUUGCUACACAAUUUUGACUCCUAUGGUCAAUCCCUUCAUAUACAGCCUGAGAAACAGAGAGGUCAAGGAAGCCCUGAGAAAAAUUGUCA
Molecule: messenger RNA, 565 nt
Organism: Chrysemys picta bellii (western painted turtle)
Lineage: Eukaryota; Metazoa; Chordata; Testudines; Emydidae
Product: olfactory receptor 10A7-like
Biological process (GO): G protein-coupled receptor signaling pathway
Cellular component (GO): membrane
Molecular function (GO): olfactory receptor activity; G protein-coupled receptor activity; odorant binding
Source: RefSeq, a predicted model, not a curated record